GCGAGCCGCGGCGGCAGCAGGCAGCCCGGGAGCUCCGGCGGCGGCCGAGCCAGCGGCGGCCCCGCUCCCUGCCCCCUGCAAACUUUGCGAGCAGCCCGCCCGGGGGGCCGGGGACGCGCCUGGGAGGCUCGGCUUGGACUACGGCCGCGCUCUUGGCCGCCGCAGCGCUAGCCGCCGCCGUCGCUGCUACCACCGCAGCUCCGCGCCUCCCCGGGGAGCUGCCGGCGGCUUCCGAGGCCCCCCAGCCCCGGCCCCUGGGCACUGCCCGGCUAGUCCCCGGCCAGGGUUGGGGGCGACAGCGGCGCAGCCAGCCCCGGGCUGCCAGGGGGUGGCCGUCACUGCCCAGGGAGGCGCGCAGAGGAUCGGAGAGCGCUCCCCGGCGGGUCCCCAACGUACUCGCCGCCGCGCCCGGGCAGCGGCCCGACCCGGCUAGCAUGGGCGGCGCGGAGUGACGCCGCCGUGCCCGCUUGGCAUCAAGGACAUUCAGCCCGCGGGGGUGGGGACGAAGGGGGGCAGCCCCGCGUCGCCGCCGCAGCCCCUGAGAGCCACCGCUGUCGCUGCUUGGGCUCCGGGGCUGGAUGGAAGCUAGGGGUGCUUGGAAUUGAUCUUCAUUUCCUGACCUUUUUGUUGGACAUUACGCCCACCUUGGACGCUGCAAGAGGAGCUGUCAAGCCCGGCAGGCUCUGAUUUGGCCCCCUCCGUUUUUCUCUGCUGCUCGUGGCUUCCCCGUGCCUCGGUGGAGUAUUUGCGUUCGGGGCUGGGGCUGGAGGAGGCAGCCACACGCGCGCACACGCACACGUUCAGAGGAGGGCGAGAGGCAGCGGUACAGGCACCAUCUGCAGUGUCAAUGCGGCGCUGGGGCUGAAGGAGGGAAACGCCGCGCUUCCAGGGGAGACAGCCCUGCUGAGUCCUGGCCCCCGCGAAGGGACAGUUGUGCUGGAGUGCUGCUGUGUCUGCGAGGACCUGUGUCUGAGAUGAAAGCCAUGCCCUGGAACUGGACUUGCCUGCUCUCCCACCUGCUGGUGGUAGGGAUGGGCUCCUCCACUCUGCUUCCACGACAGCCACCCCAGCUGUCUCAGAAGCCUUCCUUUGUGACAUUCCGAGGGGAGCCUGCUGAGGGCUUCAAUCACCUUGUGGUGGAUGAGAGGACAGGGCACAUUUAUUUGGGGGCUGUCAACAGAAUCUACAAACUCUCUAGUGACCUCAAAGUCUUGGUGACUCAUCAGACAGGGCCAGAUGAGGACAACCCCAAGUGUUACCCACCUCGGAUUGUUCAGACCUGCAAUGAGCCUCUGGCCAGCACCAAUAACGUCAACAAGAUGCUGCUUAUAGACUACAAAGAAAACAGGCUGAUCGCGUGUGGGAGCCUGUACCAGGGUAUCUGCAAGCUCCUGAGGCUAGAGGACCUCUUCAAGUUGGGAGAGCCCUUUCACAAGAAGGAACAUUAUCUCUCGGGGGUUAACGAGAGUGGCUCAGUCUUUGGGGUGAUUGUUUCCUACAGCAACUUUGAUGAUAAACUCUUUAUUGCCACAGCAGUGGAUGGCAAACCUGAAUAUUUUCCUACCAUCUCCAGCAGGAAGCUGACUAAGAACUCUGAGGCCGAUGGCAUGUUUGCUUACGUUUUCCAUGAUGAAUUUGUGGCCUCUAUGAUUAAGAUCCCUUCAGACACUUUCACGGUUAUCCCCGACUUUGACAUCUACUACGUCUAUGGCUUCAGCAGUGGCAAUUUUGUCUACUUUUUGACCCUUCAGCCAGAGAUGGUGUCUCCCCCAGGCUCCACGACAAAGGAGCAGGUGUACACCUCAAAGCUUGUGAGGCUUUGCAAAGAGGACACAGCCUUUAACUCCUACGUAGAGGUGCCCAUUGGCUGUGAGCGCAAUGGGGUGGAGUAUCGCUUGUUACAGGCUGCCUACUUGUCUAAAGCUGGUGCAGUGCUUGGCCGGACCCUAGGAGUCCGCCCAGAUGACGACCUCCUCUUCACCGUCUUCUCCAAGGGCCAGAAGCGGAAGAUGAAAUCUCUGGAUGAGUCUGCCCUGUGCAUCUUCAUCUUGAAGCAGAUCAAUGAUCGCAUUAAGGACCGCCUGCAGUCCUGUUAUAGGGGUGAGGGAACACUAGACCUGGCCUGGCUCAAGGUGAAGGACAUCCCUUGCAGCAGUGCGCUCCUUACUAUUGAUGACAACUUCUGUGGCCUGGAUAUGAAUGCUCCUCUGGGAGUUUCCGAAAUGGUGCGUGGCAUUCCAGUCUUCACAGAAGACAGGGACCGCAUGACUUCUGUCAUCGCCUAUGUCUACAAGAACCACUCACUGGCCUUCGUGGGCACCAAAAGUGGCAAGCUGAAGAAGAUCCGGGUUGAUGGGCCCAAGGGAAAUGCCCUCCAAUAUGAGACUGUGCAGGUGGUGGACUCAGGACCAGUCCUCCGGGACAUGGCCUUUUCCAAGGACCACGAGCAACUCUACAUCAUGUCAGAAAGGCAGCUUACCAGAGUUCCUGUGGAGUCCUGUGGGCAGUACCGGAGCUGUGGCGAGUGUCUUGGCUCAGGUGACCCCCAUUGUGGCUGGUGUGUGCUCCACAACACGUGCACCCGGAAGGAACGGUGUGAACGCUCCAGAGAACCCCGAAGGUUUGCCUCAGAGAUGAAGCAGUGUGUCCGGCUGACGGUCCAUCCCAACAACAUCUCUGUCUCUCAGUACAACGUGCUGCUGGUCCUAGAGACAUACAAUGUCCCGGAGCUGUCAGCAGGUGUCAACUGUACCUUUGAAGAUCUGUCAGAGAUGGAUGGGCUGGUAAUAGGCAAUCAGAUCCAGUGCUACUCCCCUGCAGCCAAGGAAGUGCCCCGGAUCAUCACAGAAAAUGGGGACCAUCAUGUUGUCCAGCUGCAACUCAAGUCAAAGGAGACUGGGAUGACCUUCGCCAGCACCAGCUUUGUCUUCUACAACUGCAGUGUCCACAAUUCAUGCCUGUCCUGUGUGGAGAGCCCGUACCGUUGCCACUGGUGUAAAUACCGGCAUGUUUGUACUCACGACCCCAACACAUGCUCCUUCCAGGAAGGCCGAGUGAAGCUACCUGAGGACUGCCCCCAGCUGCUGCGAGUGGACAAGAUCCUCGUUCCAGUAGAGGUGAUCAAGCCCAUCACUCUGAAGGCUAAGAACCUCCCACAGCCUCAGUCGGGACAGAGAGGCUACGAGUGCAUCUUGAACAUCCAGGGCAUCGAGCAGAGGGUACCUGCUCUGCGCUUCAACAGCUCCAGUGUGCAGUGUCAGAACACCUCCUAUUCCUAUGAAGGAAUGGAGAUCAACAACCUGCCAGUGGAGUUGACAGUCGUGUGGAAUGGACACUUCAACAUUGACAACCCAGCUCAGAAUAAAGUUUACCUCUACAAGUGUGGAGCCAUGCGCGAGAGCUGUGGGCUGUGCCUCAAGGCCGACCCGGAUUUCGAGUGUGGCUGGUGUCAGAGCCCAGGCCAGUGUACCCUGCGCCAGCACUGCCCUGCCCAUGAGAGCCGGUGGUUGGAACUGUCGGGGGCCAACAGCAAGUGCACCAACCCUCGUAUCACAGAGAUCAUCCCAGUGACGGGCCCUCGAGAAGGGGGCACCAAGGUCACCAUCCGAGGGGAGAACUUGGGCCUGGAAUUCCGUGACAUUGCAUCACACGUGAAAGUGGCUGGUGUGGAAUGCAGCCCCUUGGUGGAUGGCUACAUCCCAGCUGAACAGAUCGUGUGUGAGAUGGGUGAGGCCAAGCCUAGCCAGCAUGCAGGCUUUGUGGAGAUCUGUGUGGCUGUGUGUCGGCCUGAGUUCAUGGCCCGCUCUUCGCAGCUCUAUUACUUCAUGACUCUGACCCUCGCAGAUCUGAAGCCCAACCGAGGACCCAUGUCUGGGGGGACACAGGUUACCAUCACAGGUACCAACUUGAAUGCAGGCAGCAAUGUUGUGGUGAUGUUCGGGAGCCAGCCCUGCCUCUUCCACAGGCGCUCUCCAUCCUACAUUAUCUGUAACACUACAUCCUCAGAGGAGGUGCUGGACAUGAAGGUGACUGUGCAGGUGGACAGGGCCAGGAUCCGCCAGGACCUGGUCUUUCAGUACGUGGAGGACCCCACCAUUGUGCGGAUUGAACCAGAAUGGAGCAUUGUCAGUGGGAACACACCUAUUGCUGUCUGGGGAACUCACCUGGACCUCAUACAGAACCCACAGAUCCGUGCCAAGCAUGGAGGAAAAGAACACAUCAACAUCUGUGAGGUCCUAAAUGCUACAGAGAUGACCUGCCAGGCUCCAGCCCUUGCCCUGGGUCCCGACCACCAGUCAGAUCUCACUGAGAGGCCUGAAGAAUUUGGUUUCAUCCUGGACAAUGUCCAGUCUCUGCUAAUUCUCAACAAGACCAACUUCACCUAUUAUCCUAACCCCGUGUUUGAGGCUUUCAGUCCCUCGGGAAUCCUGGAGCUCAAGCCGGGCACCCCCAUUAUCCUAAAGGGCAAGAACUUGAUCCCGCCUGUGGCCGGAGGCAAUGUGAAGCUGAACUACACCGUGCUGGUUGGGGAGAAACCAUGCACCGUGACAGUAUCAGAUGUGCAGCUGCUCUGCGAGUCUCCCAACCUCAUCGGCAGGCACAAAGUGAUGGCACGGGUGGGUGGCAUGGAGUAUUCCCCUGGGAUGGUAUACAUCGCCCCAGACAGCCCGCUCAGCCUGCCCGCCAUUGUCAGCAUCGCGGUGGCUGGUGGCCUCCUCAUCAUCUUCAUCGUGGCCGUACUCAUCGCCUACAAACGCAAAUCCCGAGAAAGUGACCUCACGCUGAAGAGGUUGCAGAUGCAGAUGGACAACCUUGAGUCCCGUGUGGCGCUGGAGUGCAAGGAAGCUUUUGCCGAGCUGCAGACAGAUAUCCAUGAGCUUACCAGUGACCUGGAUGGAGCUGGGAUUCCCUUUCUGGACUACAGAACCUAUACCAUGCGGGUGCUGUUCCCAGGGAUUGAAGACCACCCUGUGCUACGAGACCUUGAGGUCCCAGGCUACCGGCAGGAGCGUGUGGAGAAAGGACUCAAGCUCUUCGCCCAGCUCAUCAACAACAAGGUGUUCCUGCUCUCUUUCAUCCGCACUCUGGAGUCUCAGCGCAGUUUUUCCAUGCGCGACCGAGGUAACGUGGCCUCCCUCAUCAUGACGGUACUUCAGAGCAAGCUAGAGUAUGCCACUGACGUGCUGAAGCAGCUACUGGCUGACCUCAUUGAUAAGAACCUGGAGAGCAAGAACCACCCCAAGCUGCUGCUCAGGAGGACGGAGUCGGUGGCCGAGAAGAUGUUGACUAAUUGGUUCACUUUCCUCCUCUACAAGUUCCUCAAGGAGUGUGCUGGGGAGCCACUCUUCUCCCUGUUCUGUGCCAUCAAGCAGCAGAUGGAGAAGGGCCCCAUUGAUGCCAUCACCGGAGAGGCCCGCUACUCGCUAAGUGAGGACAAACUCAUCCGACAGCAGAUUGAAUAUAAAACCUUGGUCCUGAGCUGUGUCAGUCCAGAUAAUGUUAACAGCCCAGAGGUCCCAGUGAAGAUCCUCAACUGUGACACCAUCACUCAGGUCAAAGAGAAGAUCCUAGAUGCCAUCUUCAAGAAUGUCCCGUGCUCCCAUAGGCCCAAAGCUGCAGACAUGGAUCUAGAGUGGCGACAAGGAAGUGGGGCGAGGAUGAUCCUGCAGGACGAAGAUAUCACCACCAAGAUCGAGAAUGAUUGGAAGAGACUCAACACAGUAGCCCACUACCAGGUACCAGAUGGUUCUGUGGUGGCUUUAGUGUCCAAGCAAGUGACAGCCUACAAUGCAGUGAACAACUCCACUGUCUCCAGGACUUCAGCAAGUAAAUAUGAGAACAUGAUCCGGUACACAGGCAGCCCUGACAGCCUCCGUUCCCGGACACCCAUGAUCACCCCUGACCUGGAAAGCGGGGUCAAGCUUUGGCAUCUGGUGAAGAACCAUGAACAUGGAGACCAGAAGGAGGGGGACCGGGGGAGCAAGAUGGUGUCUGAGAUCUAUCUGACACGACUAUUGGCCACAAAGGGCACACUGCAGAAGUUUGUGGAUGACCUAUUCGAGACCAUCUUCAGUACGGCCCACCGUGGCUCCGCUCUGCCGCUAGCCAUCAAGUACAUGUUUGACUUCCUCGAUGAGCAGGCUGAUAAGCACGGCAUCCAUGACCCGCACGUCCGCCACACCUGGAAGAGCAACUGCCUGCCCCUACGGUUUUGGGUGAAUAUGAUCAAGAACCCUCAGUUUGUGUUUGACAUCCAUAAGAACAGCAUCACGGAUGCCUGUCUCUCUGUGGUGGCCCAGACCUUCAUGGACUCCUGCUCCACUUCGGAGCACCGACUGGGCAAGGAUUCCCCCUCCAACAAGCUGCUCUAUGCCAAGGACAUCCCCAGCUACAAGAACUGGGUAGAGAGGUAUUAUUCAGACAUUGGGAAGAUGCCGGCAAUAAGUGACCAGGACAUGAAUGCAUACCUGGCCGAGCAGUCGCGGAUGCACAUGAAUGAGUUCAAUACGAUGAGUGCGCUCUCAGAGAUCUUCUCCUAUGUGGGCAAAUACAGUGAGGAGAUCCUUGGACCCCUGGACCAUGAUGACCAGUGUGGAAAGCAGAAACUGGCUUACAAACUAGAACAAGUCAUAACUCUCAUGAGCUUAGACAGCUGAGAACUGUCCUUCCAGGGCCAUCCUGGAGGGAGGGACACACCAAGCCGUGCCUCAGUCUAGAUUAUCAUCUUUACCAAGUGCAAGUUCCGACAGGCAUCAGCAGCAAUCCCCAAGCAGCGCCGUCUCUCCUUUCAUUUCUCUGCCUCUUCUGUCUCUCCCUCCUUCCGGAGCCCCAUCUCUUUCAGUUGCUCUGCCAGCGGGAUUGGACCACACCACUGACCCUCCAUCAGUUUAGGGAUGGCCAGGCCAUAGUGAGGUACCUGACCAGAUCUCAGAGUCAGGCUCCCUCCCAGCUGCUCCUGGCCCCAUGCAUCAAUGGCAGGGCUCAGAAAGGAUGAGGAGCUGAGGACAGAACAUUCCUAUGCUGCUACUUCACCUUUGCUUUGAGAAUCUCCACUGUGGUCCAAAACCUGGCUUCAGGAAGCAACUGUGAGCUCAGUAUUAUCUGAAGUAGGAGAUAUCACUCGGAUCUCCCGUUCAACACACUCAACAACAAGAGGCCAGGCAGUAGGCCUGGGUGCUUUGUAACUGUGAGAUAAAGGCCUUGCCUCCUACUGAUGUUGGACUGGGGACCAGUGGAAAUUUAAAGAUGCUCUCUCAGGGGCCGCUGCCUACCUGUUUGAUGUCCAGCAGCCUUCUGUCCCCUUCUAAUAUCCUUGGAGGCCUUCCAAAUGUCCAUACAGACCUUCCUCCCUUUCCUGUGAAAAGUCAGACAGGAAAGCUAACAGUUACAUUCCACCAUGGAGAUGCUCCUACGUUACCUAACCUGGUUCCUAAUAGCAGAAAUGUAAUACGGAGAGAGAGAAGAGGAAAAAGAAUAUCAUCUAUGCCAGAAGCAACAAUGAGUUGUUCUCUAUUCACCCCAAGUUCAAAUGCAUCAUGACCAUAGUCAAAGGUCCAUUGCCAGAGCCUUGUGUGUUGUCUAGAGAAGGCAUCUCCACGCUCCUUUGUCACCAUCACCAACACUCACCGUGAAAUGCAGAGUGCGUCAAGGAGAUUCUACCUCCAGCCGUCUCCAAGGCUCCAUUCCCCACUGUCUUUGAGAACUCCAUAGACGGCCAGGGCAGAGGGCCCAGCCCUUGUCCCUCCUGCAGAAUCUGGUGCCAUUGCUAUGCAGAUGACUUUGUCACUAGAGUGUCCAGACCUCUGUGGGAAUUGUUUCAUCAACAUCUCAGCUGUCCUUUCAGUGGUUCUUCCUCCUUAUCCUUUCUGAAGUCAUCCACCAUUGGAAGAAACAUACUUACACACAGCCUCACCAAGACAAAACAAGAUGCCAGCAGCCUCAGCCAACAGCUUGUGCCUGGAAGGGACUGGAGAGCUGAGUGAGGGACCUGGAUGGAUAUGGAGAACAGUACAUACCACUAAACCACGGUCUUGACAGUUAUGUCUCCAUUGUGUCUUUCCAUCUUUGGAUACAGCAUUUUGUUUUAGCCAGUCAGGCAAAUGUGUACACAGAAAUGUACCAAGUGGUUAUGCCAAGAGGUGGUCUAUUGGUGGGUCCUGGGAACCUACAGUCUUGCAGGGAUCUUAGAUACUUAGUGAUCCAGUCUCCACCAUAAGCAAGAAUCUCUUUUGGCUUGUUGUUGUCCCACACUCAUGGAGACAAGAGAGGCACUGGAGAAGGAGGUGUUAAUAGCAUUCCACAGUCUCGCCUUCCUUCAUUCUCCAUGCAUAGCAUGCCAUUACUUUUCAUCACUAAAAUGAGCCUCACAUGGGGCAAAGUCCGCCUGUCAUCCUGCACCUGUAAGGACACUGAGUCCCUUUGCAUACGAGAGAACAGGGUUGGGGGAGGCACCUAGGAACAUGCAAGGAUUUCUUAUCCCAUGUAGGAUGCUGAGACAGUCCCCUUCUCUCUCCCCUGGCUCAUCUGUCCAGUCUUCAGUGUCAGUAUACUUCACUGAGUGGUAGUGUAUACGGUAAGAACAUUCUUCUAUCCACAGCAAAUCAUGAUGUUACCUACCAAGGCUGAACUGUGGAAUCAGAGCAGAAGGCCCCAUGUGGUGUUGCUGUAGACAAACAGCAAAGACACGCCAAUGUAGCAAACAAGAAGAAGAGGCUGGGGAAAGAUGCAUUGGAAUCGGGGAGGGGUAAUGAAAAACAAAAACCAAAAACCAAAGGUUUUGGCAAAUCAAUUGCCAGGUGGAGACAUGUAAAAUUUCUAUCACUGCGUAUUGUUUUCUUCCAUGAAGCCACGGGAGCUGGCAGGCUUUAGGGUGAAUGUGGGAGUUCAGCAGGAGGAGCACCUCAGCUGCAAAGGUCUUUUUACACGUGUGAAGGGUUGGGGAGGAGAGAGACAGGAACCUAUUUAAUAGAGACUUGCAGACAGACAGAAGCUGUGUGUGUGUGUGUGUGUGUGUGUGUGUGUACAUGCAUGAGUGAGAGAGAUUUGAUUUAAGUUUUGCACAGUUAGAAAAUUAUGAACAAGCAGCAGAAGAGCUUGUGACUUUGCUGACCUUUUUUUUUUUUUUACUGGAUGAUUUUAUUGUUAUUAUUAUUUUGUCGGUACAGAUUUUUUUUCAUCAUUUUUUUUUUGUUGUUGUUGUUGUUACAAGCAGAACUUCAAACACCUCAGAGAAAUACACAUAUCAGGAAGAAAGAGGCCAGGACAGUCACAUUUCCAGGGUCUCCUCAUUUCUCUUGAGGGAGGGGCUUUAGUUAGAUAUUUUACUUAGUUGGCACUUCAUAGGCAGUCCUGAUGGCCUGCUUGGGGAACUCAGAAGUUGAGGCCCAUGUUGCCUGUAAAAACCUUCCCUUUUUGCUGCUUGUUUGUUUGUUUACUUCCCAUUUCUUCCAUUUGCUUUUUGGUGCAAGUGUGAUACAUUUAAAAGCAAGUAUAGGCAAUGUUGUCCAAAAUCUGUCAAACCCUCCCAUUUAUUCUUAUCCAACUCCUACUUGGGGUUUUCUAGUUCCUCUUAGCUGCCAGGGACCCUGGUGGUCUGUGAGCUUCCAGAGAACUAAAUCAGAGAAGCUAGGCCAUGCAAUCCAGUGGUGCCUUGUGCUCUUUCCAGAGUUCAUUUGCAGGGUGUUGCAGAGCUGUCAAAGGUGGAACCGUUAUUUAUCCCCUGGAGUUUGUUCAGAGGGUAUGUGGCGGGCGGGCGAUAGGUAGUCUCUCUCUCACCUCUCAUUCACCUCUACAUCUUCCUAUUCCUGACACCACUGGUCAAAAUGGUACUGAUCCCACAUCCAAAAUAUCUGGCUAGGUGAGGAUUUGAAUCUUGUAGGCCGAUUAGCAAGGAGCUCAAUGGGGUCCUGAAUGCAAAAGAAUAUGUAGAAGAAACCAAGGAAAGUAUCUGCAGGCUGGUUGUUUCUCUGUGGCCUAUGUCUCUUUAGGUGUGGGCAUGGUCUGGUCAUGUCUUCCUCCUUGGCUAAAAGGAGACACCCUAAUGUGUCUUGGUGCCAUGAAGUCAAGUUAGCCUUGGAGUUGGUUACUUCCUCAGGAAAAUACUUUCUUGCCUUCUUCUUUCAAUACAGUUUUAAACUUGGGGAUGGAGGAUAAACAGAGGAUUUCCCCAGACCAAGGUACUUUGCAACCCUGUGAACCAUGCAUGGCCAGAGCCAGCCCCUGGAGCCUCCAUGCAGGGAGUCCACAGCCCUGGAGUAAGCGUGUGGUGCCUCAAUGGGGCCAAGUUUGCAAAGAGAGACACUUGUAAUUCAUUUUGCAUUUCCAGGCAGAGUAUCCAGGUCAAUUCCCAGGAAGCACAAGCUACUCACAGACAAAAUCUUUCUGUGCUCCCACCCUCAACUCCUGCUCCCACCGGGUUAAUAUUGAUAUAGUGCCCAGCUCAUCCAGCACCCUAAGGUUCUAAGGUGUUUAUUUCCCACCCCACCCCUAUACUCCCACCCCCAAGUGCAUGUCUGUCUACUGACUAUACCCCACCCUGGCAGCUAGCUUCCUCCUUGUUCCUCCUUGAACCUCCUGUACAAGGAGCCUCUCCAAGGCUAAGUACUGAUUCUGAUAUGGGAGUUGCUCAGAACUUUAGUCCGUUAGUAGUCAGUGCCGUCCUGACCCAGCUUUGGCUGCUUCCCUGAGUGAUGGGGUCAUCCUCCCCCAGCCAACACCCUGUGGGUCGUCCACCAGAGGAGCCACAAGCAAUGAUCUCCAAGAUACGAGUGUCUGACACACUUUCCAGGACCCUGGGUGAUGCUGCUGCUGUGGUCCCUUAUGGCCCAAGCACCUCUCUCUGAUAGAAAUAAGAGAGCCUCCUUCCUGCCAUGUCUCCUAGGACACCCCAUUGACUUCACCAGACAGCAAAUAAAUGCAUCAUCUUGAGAAGGGCCAAUACUCCUGUCAUCAGGAACAAAUUAUCCUGAUUGCAUAGAACCAACUCAAGCAUCAUGCUUACAAUUGAGCAGCUGAGGUACCAUCGCAGAUGGAGGUAAAGGGGCAGCUCCUGAGAAAGAGGCUGGGACCACCAUGCAAGCUUACCCCAGAGCUCUGAUGGGGGCCACACCCUCUCUCCCAUUUAGAAAGCAAUCACUACAGGAAACAUUUCAAAUAUUAGGAGAGACUUUUUUGUUGUUGUCGUUUUGCUACAGAUCAUUGCUCUUCAAUAAUAUUGCUUUAAAAAAAAAAAAAGAGGGAGCAUCCAAGUUUAAAAAAACUUUUUUCAGUUGAAAAGACAGAAUGUCUUACCCUGAUGGAAUCCCUUGAGUAGACUGAUGGCUAUUAGAAAGUUGAGCAGAACAAGCAGUUCCCAAGGAGUAAAGAGAAGGUCAUGUUCUUGCUCCUCACAGAGAUGGUGAGGGCUCUAAGUAGUGGGGUCUUUGGUUAGGAAUCUCAAGUCCCUUCUCCCUCCUCCCUCCUUCCUCCUCCCUCCUCCCUCCUCCCUCCUCCUUGGGCUGCCCCUGGAAUUUCUGAAUCCUUCAAAUUUCUUCUCGGCUUCCUUCAAACUUCACUGAAACUGAUUUUAGGGGAACCCAAGCUCCCUGUCCCCCACAAUAACACAAAAACAAGUGGACACUCAAUUAGCCAGUUUCUUCCUCUUCUGCCCGUUUGUUUUGUCUAUAUCUUUAAAGUUAAGACUCAAGCACAUGUUGGAAGGGCUCCCUUAUGAGAGUGGAGUUCAAAACAGAGGGUACAGUUAAGCAGCACCCCAAAACAAAAACUUUGAAGCAGAGACCACUCCAGCAAACAGAACGAAGGAACAUUCCUGUGCAGAGAUCAGUUCAAUUCUAUCCAAGCAAGAGGUAAAGAGGGGCUGCGUCCUCAUCUGUCCCUCUGUCCCUUCCCUGGCAUUCUUGUCAGCUUGUUGCUGUAUUAAACCUUCUGUUCUUUAAAAGCAAAAGCUAGUUUACCUCAAAGAAUUGUACUUCCAUUUGGAAACCAAUGACAGGGCUUGAGAAUGGAUGAUAUUCCUCGUACCUCUCCCUACCUGGGCCUGGUGUCCUUGGGCACGUGGUCUUAGCUUAGUCCUGAGUUAGGUGCUCUAAGCAGGCACCAGGUCCCCAGGUCUGCGAUGGGAAGAAAGGAUUGUAUGCAGCCUUUCUCCCUGCUUAGCAUGUAGGGAACAAACAGCCUCUGUCUCUUCCAUCAGGGUCUUGUCAAGUUACCAUAGCAACCAGCAACUCCAGGUACCACAAAAGACAAUGAGCUGAGGUGUGAGAGAGAGCAUGGGCUUCUGGCCUGGUCAGAGGACCCAGAAUUAAGGCCCAGAUGCUAAGAGGGCAAAGGGAGGAGGGAUCGAACUGGAUGCAUGAAUGGGUGAAGAAGAAGCUGCAAGAGGCCUUGUGAGUCAGAGAGAAGCCACUGGCAGAGCUAGGACAGAUCGCUUCUGUUUCCCUCACCGCUUACCCUUCUCCAGCCUGCCCCACCUCUAUUCCAAACACUCUCACCUUGAAUACCAACCUUUUGAAAGAAGAAAGCAAAAUAUGCCUUUAGACGACAGUGUUACCCUGGCCGCCAGGACAGGAGGAUGGGAUCUCUGAAAGAAAAAAAAAAAAAAAAAA
This is a messenger RNA of Mus musculus (house mouse), 12602 nucleotides long. RefSeq names its product plexin A4 (gene Plxna4). Gene Ontology annotation, biological process: semaphorin-plexin signaling pathway; tube development; regulation of chemotaxis. Gene Ontology annotation, cellular component: plasma membrane. The coding region runs from base 975 to 6656 and encodes 1893 amino acids. The transcript has 32 exons. The record is from RefSeq and is marked validated. Gene Ontology annotation, molecular function: semaphorin receptor activity. Lineage: Eukaryota; Metazoa; Chordata; Mammalia; Rodentia; Muridae.